Coniophora puteana RWD-64-598 SS2 is the source of this 1179-nucleotide messenger RNA. RefSeq lists its product as uncharacterized. The coding region runs from base 1 to 1146 and encodes 381 amino acids. NCBI's taxonomy places the organism in Eukaryota, Fungi, Basidiomycota, Agaricomycetes, Boletales, Coniophoraceae. The record is from RefSeq and is a predicted model, not a curated record. The transcript has 6 exons.
AUGUCCUGCUCAAAAUUGCUGAACAACUGGAUGUUCGAGACGUACUUUGCGUGCGACGGGGCCUGUCGCCACCCGCGCCCCCUCGGUCCCUAUCCAUCUCAACCCCGCGAAACACUCGAGACCAUCGUCAAGCGCACGUCGUCUAUCCACCAUGCGAUGUUUGUCAAGCGCGAACCAACAUGUAGUCGGGUGUUCGACGUAGAGAGAAACAGUGAGACUCGGCUACCAGUGUGCGGGAGGUGGGCGUUCACGCGGUCCCAGAAACGGGUCACCUGUAUGGAUCUGGAUGCGCCGGACGGUGAGGAGCCACCUCGAAUUGUCGUAUGGGAAGCAAACGAGGAGGAUGACCUCGAGGUGCAAAGGCUUUACUGCAUAGACGUGAUGUCUUAUGAUGGCUGCAACCGGGCCGUCGCUGUCCUCGAACUGAAUACCGAAGGGCCUCCCAUGCGUCGGACUGAAAUCGUCAUCCUCAAUGUACAUUUCAACAUUGCCUCGAGCCCGGCCUUCAUUUUGAAGAAGUAUACCGACGAUCAGAAACGUCCGACGACCACCUUCGAUACUGCACUCGUUUGGGACAUUGACCAGCUGCACAAGGAACCCGUUAUCAUACCCAAGGAGAACACCGUGAUCGAUGAUGCACGAUUGACGCACUUUUUAACAUGCAGGACUCAUCUCAUCACUUUCAUUGGAGACUGCAUCGUACCGCUCGCCACACGAAUAUGGGCCAGGCCUCUCGCUUCUGUUCUUGCAGGGACAACGAACAUCAGCGCAUCGGCUACUGUCAACUACAUGUUCUUCAAGGAGAUCACCAUGCUCCAGUCCUCGACAUUCGACCCCUUCUUGAUCAUCGUUCCGUCCUGGACUGGAUCUACGCGGAUCCUUUACUCCCUUGACGAGCCACCGUACGGACGGCUCGCCGCCGCCGAAGUGGCAUAUAACGAAGAAACACAGACUACGAGCAUAAUCCGUGCGCCGAACCUUGGUGCCGAGAGCGGUGUUCAAGAGCAUUUCCGGUGGCAUGGUACAGAGCUACAAUCCUUUGAGACGGAGCCGUAUAAAGGGAGGAUAUUGUACUCACACAAUCUUCCAGAGGACGGGUCUGAGCGCACAAAGCGUAUGCAGCUUUGUCUAAUCGGCUUUGCAUAAGUAGCUUCCGCAUACUUAGGUGCUUUGUCAGAC